This is a messenger RNA of Aspergillus bombycis, 447 nucleotides long. RefSeq lists its product as uncharacterized. Bases 1 to 447 code for a protein of 148 amino acids. NCBI's taxonomy places the organism in Eukaryota, Fungi, Ascomycota, Eurotiomycetes, Eurotiales, Aspergillaceae. The record is from RefSeq and is a predicted model, not a curated record. The transcript is spliced from 2 exons.
AUGAAGUUCACCACCUUCUCUCUCCUGUUGGCCGCCGGCACUGCCCUGGCCAGCCCCGCCAACGUCCGAAGCGAAUCCCUGAAAAUCUCCGAGUUCACAGCAAACGCUUCGAAGGACGGCACGGCCAACUUACACUUCUCUCUCACCGACCCCAACUACCCUAGGGACACCCCGACUGACUGUAACGUUAUCUGGGCCUGGAACUCGGUGCCCGACGAGAAUGCCCGCUGCCUCGGUGGCAACUACUAUAUCCGGUUCCCUAAUGGAAUCAACCAAUUCAGCAAAUUCACCAUCGAGCUCGAACGCGUUUCUGGUUCAAUAAAGGAGAUAGGCCAGGCGUCGUUCAGCGACAGUGCCCCCGGCACCAAGUGGGAGUGCAAGGAGAACCCUAUGGAAGGUGUUAUUAAGCGCUGCAACUACAAUGGUAUUAUGGAGGUCAAGGUCUGA